AUGGCUCCCACCCAGCAGAUUGCCGCCGCUGCCCUGGCUGCCGCGGGCUGCACGGCCUUCGUGGCCGCGCCGAGCACCGCCCGCCUGCCCGCUCUGCGCAGCAGCGCCCAGGCCCAGGCGGCCCAAGCGGCCCAGACCAAGGCCUCCGCCAGCACUGGUCUAGCUCUUUGCGGGCUGGGUGCAGCGGUGGGCGCCGCGGUCGCUGCGCCGAGGAAGGAGAGGGCAGCGCUCCGCGCUUUCGAGAACGAGCUUGGAGUGCAAGCCCCUCUGGGCUUUUGGGAUCCCGCAGGUUUCACUUCCGAUGGCGAUGCACAGGAAUUCUACCGCCGCCGCGUGGUCGAGAUCAAGCAUGGACGCGUGUCAAUGCUCGCGUGCACCGGCUACAUUGUGCAGGAGUUCGUCCGUUUCCCGGGCUUCCUCUCCCCGAGCACGGACCUCAAGUUUGCCGACGUCCCGAAUGGUCUCAAGGCCGUCACUAUUGUGCCCGCCGUCGGCUGGUUCCAGUACACGGUCUUCUGCGGUCUGUGCGAUCUUUGGAUUGCCGACCAGAGGCCAACCAACCCGCCUGGCAAGCUCCAGACGCGUCUCUUCGGUGAGGAAGCUUUGAACUACGACUACGGUUUCCUGGGCAUUCCGGCAUACCUGGGCGGGAAGCCCGUGGAGGAGCUCAUCGCCGGCACUGGUGGCCCUCUCCCUGACAUGUUCUGGGACCCCGCGGGCAUCAGCGAGACGUGCACUGAGAAGGAGCUUCUUCAGUACCGAGCCAUCGAGCUGAAGCAUGGCCGUGUGGCCAUGCUCGCCGUGCUUCACUGGUUCCACGUCGCCGCAGGCUAUCACCUCCUAGGCGACUACGCAGCAGGUGAGAAAAUGAGCAACAACCCGCUGGUCAACAUUACCCAGUUGCCGAUGGCAGGCAUGUGGCAGGUGGUCUUCACGAUCAUGUGCUUGGAGUGGCUAACCACCUACAUCUGCAAGCCCCCUGCGGACCGCCCUUGGGAUGUGCUCGGAUGGAAGGGCAUCAUCGUCGAGGACUACCCAUCUGAGAUCUGGAAUGGCUGGAAGCGCGUCCAGCGCCAGGAACUCAACAACGGCCGCCUGGCCAUGAUUGGCAUUACGGGGCUCGUGGCACAGGACGUUGUCACUGGAGAGUAUGCCGCGGGUGUCGGCCAGCUUUGCGGCGGCGCCGACAUCUGCAAGCCAUUGACGGACGUCGCGGUCGCGGACUUCGACUUCACUCCCUGGCAGCAGUUGCCUCCCAUUGACGACUUUGUCAACAAUGCCCCGUCCUGGGCUAUGCCACCUGCCCUGACCUACAACUGGAACAUGAUCCCUUUGCUGUGGCAUUCUGUUUGUGCCGUCAUGUGCAAGCUUUGUGUUUGCCAGCUCUGUCCCUUCGCCUUGAACUAUCUGAGAUGUGGCGGGCGUGUGUUUGCAGGUGACUUCGGAGGCAUGGGAAUGGCAUGGUCUCCCUCCCUCUUCACCGCCCUUCCUGAGGAGUUGCUGGCAGAAGUCGAGAUUCUGCUGCCACUACCUCGUCAUCAUACCAGGCGUGCAGAAGCAGUGGAGGCCCUGGAGGAUGCACGAUCGCAGCACUUUCAGAACACCAUGGCUCCCACCCAGCAGAUUGCCGCCGCUGCCCUGGCUGCCGCGGGUUGCACGGCCUUCGUGGCCGCCUCCGCCAGCACUGGUCUAGCUCUUUGCGGGCUGGGUGCAGCGGUGGGCGCCGCGGUCGCUGUGCCGAGGAAGGAGAGGGCAGCGCUCCGCGCUUUCGAGAACGAGCUUGGAGUGCAAGCCCCUCUGGGCUUUUGGGAUCCCGCAGGUUUCACUUCCGAUGGCGAUGCACAGGAAUUCUACCGCCGCCGCGUGGUCGAGAUCAAGCAUGGACGCGUGUCAAUGCUCGCGUGCACCGGCUACAUUGUGCAGGAGUUCGUCCGUUUCCCGGGCUUCCUCUCCCCGAGCACGGACCUCAAGUUUGCCGACGUCCCGAAUGGUCUCAAGGCCGUCACUAUUGUGCCCGCCGUCGGCUGGUUCCAGUACACGGUCUUCUGCGGUCUGUGCGACCUUUGGAUUGCCGACCAGAGGCCAACCAACCCGCCUGGCAAGCUCCAGACGCGUCUCUUCGGUGAGGAAGCUUUGAACUACGACUACGGUUUCCUGGGCAUUCCGGCAUACCUGGGCGGGAAGCCCGUGGAGGAUGCGGAGUUGAAGACGAAGAAACUUAACGCUGAAAUCGCUAACGGCCGCCUGGCCAUGAUGGCGAUCAUCGGAAUGUUUUUCCAAGAUGGUCUCACAGGCUCUGCCUGGGGUGAUUGGGCGAAUUACACGGAGUCCCCUCUCCGUGCAUUUGAGACGGAACUCGGUGUCCAGCCUCCUACCGGUUUCUGGGAUCCUCUUGGCUUUACUAAGGGCGGCGAUGCAGCCUCCUUCCGUCGCCGCCGCUACGUGGAACUGAAGCACGGGCGCGUGGCGAUGCUGGCGUGCAUGGGGUACAUUGUUCCCGAGUAUUACCGCUGGCCGGGUGACCUCUCUUCGUCUUUGGGUCUCAAGUUCACAGAUGUCCCAACAGGUUUCGCCGCCUUUUCCAAGGUGCCUUUGAGCGGCUGGGCACAGAUGGUGGCGUUCGCGGGCAGUGUGGAGCUUUUCCAAUACGUCGAUGAUCCCAAGCGUGCCCCAGGCGACUUCGAGAACGCAGGCAACCUUGGCAUCCCGAACGGUUUCGUGAAGGCGCCGGCGGACCAGAGGGAGAAGAAGCUGGCAGCCGAGAUCGCCAAUGGCAGGCUGGCCAUGAUGGCCAUCAUUGGCAUGUUUUUUCAGAACGGAUUGACAGGACAGGCUUGGGGCGACUGGUCGCUCUACACUGACUCCCCGCUGCGUGCUUUGACGCCUGCGCAGGAGCUCAUCGCCGGCACUGGCGGCCCUCUCCCUGACAUGUUCUGGGACCCCGCGGGCAUCAGCAAGUCGUGCACUGAGAAGGAGCUUCUCCAGUACCGAGCCAUCGAGCUGAAGCAUGGCCGUGUGGCCAUGCUCGCCGUGCUUCACUGGUUCCACGUCGCCGCAGGCUAUCACCUCCUAGGCGACUACGCAGCAGGUGAGAAAAUGAGCAACAACCCGCUGGUCAACAUUACCCAGUUGCCGAUGGCAGGCAUGUGGCAGGUGGUCUUCACGAUCAUGUGCUUGGAGUGGCUAACCACCUACAUCUGCAAGCCCCCCGCGGACCGCCCUUGGGACGUGCUCGGAUGGAAGGGCAUCAUCGUCGAGGACUACCCAUCUGAGAUCUGGAAUGGCUGGAAGCGCGUCCAGCGCCAGGAACUCAACAACGGCCGCCUGGCCAUGAUUGGCAUUACGGGGCUUGUGGCACAGGACGUUGUCACUGGAGAGUAUGCCGCGGGUGUCGGCCAGCUUUGCGGCGGCGCCGACAUCUGCAAGCCAUUGACGGACGUCGCGGUCGCGGACUUCGACUUCACUCCCUGGCAGCAGUUGCCUCCCAUUGACGACUUUGUCAACAAUGCCCCGUCCUGGGCUAUGCCACCUGCCCUGACCUACAACUGGAACAUGUGA
Symbiodinium natans is the source of this 3558-nucleotide messenger RNA. Lineage: Eukaryota; Dinophyceae; Suessiales; Symbiodiniaceae. The record is from the annotation of a GenBank genome assembly.